Molecule: messenger RNA, 1934 nt
Organism: Prunus mume (Japanese apricot)
Lineage: Eukaryota; Viridiplantae; Streptophyta; Magnoliopsida; Rosales; Rosaceae
Product: NHL domain-containing protein
Molecular function (GO): protein binding
Source: RefSeq, a predicted model, not a curated record
AAAAGAUCCAAGGAGAGAGAGAGCGUGAAAAACACUACAAAGCCAGAGGUGUGUACCGCCUGUCAGUCACCAUAAUCAAGCUCCCCAAGUACUGAGCAAAAACACGGAGCCCCAGUUGGUACUUUGCUUCCAAAACCCAAAAUUUACAAAACGCAGCUGCUCUGCAAUUCAAAUCGAAGUCAUGAUUUCCUCGUAAACCUACUUAUACUUGAAAAUUCAAACCAACUUGCUCAUCUCUCUUCCUCAGUGCAAUGAGAAAUUCAAUUUUCUUUCUCACUCUCCUAACACUCACUGUCGCUUACUCCCUCCAAUUCCAAGCUCACGCUGCUCCUGCAGGGCCAUUAAUAAAACACUUGUCUUCUCUUCUCAAGUGGACCAGGGAAAUUUCCUCCAAAACACCGCAAUCAGAUGGGAAUGUUCUUCAAUUUGAGAAUGGGUACUUAGUUGAGACUGUUUUGGAAGGUAACGACAUUGGAGUAAUUCCUUACAAAAUCCGCAUCUCAGAGGAUGGCGAACUCUUUGCCGUGGACUCCGUUAACAGCAACAUUAUGCGGAUUACUCCGCCUUUGUCCCAAUAUAGUAGGGGAAGAUUGGUUGCUGGGUCAUUUCAGGGUUACACAGGACAUGUUGAUGGAAAGCCAAGUGAUGCUCGUUUCAAUCAUCCCAAAGGUGUAACUAUGGAUGAUCAAGGGAAUGUAUAUGUUGCUGAUACCGUGAAUCAUGCCAUAAGAAAGAUUGGAGAUGCUGGUGUGACAACCAUUGCAGGCGGGAAAUCAAAUGUGGCAGGCUACAGGGAUGGGCCCAGUGAAGAUGCGAUGUUCUCAAAUGAUUUUGAUGUGGUAUAUGUUCAAUCUACUUGUUCCUUGCUAGUUGUUGAUAGAGGAAAUGCUGCUCUCCGGCAGAUCUCUCUCAACCAGGAGGAUUGUGAUUAUCAGUACAGUUCAAUUUCUGCCACAGAUGUGCUUAUGGUUGUUGGUGCUGUCUUGGUAGGGUAUGCUACAUGCAUGCUUAAGCAGGGAUACGGACCUUCUUUCUUCUCGAGAACGCCACCUUUAAAGAGUGAAAUUAAAGAGCAUCCAAGCAAUGGGAAAUCUUCUCCAAUGGUGGAGAGCAUGAAAGAGGAACCAGGAUGGCCAUCUUUUGGACAGCUCAUCAUUGAUCUAUCCAAGCUUGGGCUUGAAGCAUUGGCUGGCAUAUUUGUUCACUUCAUCCCCUCCCGUUUUAUGCCUGGUGGCUCCCAGAAAGGCCUCACUCCAUUAAAAGAUGCUCUUAGGAUGCCUGAAGAUGAAGCUGUGACCCCAUUAGUUCAGAGACAAAGUGCUCCUGCUCCUCUAUCUGAGACUCGACAGGCCCAUACUCCCAAUGCAAGUGAGAAAUAUUCAGAAAUGAAGCCACCAAAGAUGAAGUCAGCUAGUUUUAAAGAUCCCUCUUUGUCAAGCAAGCACCGGUCUUCAAAGCGACAGGAUUCUGCAGAAUUCUAUGGAUCUGGUGAGGUUUCUUCUUAUAGCAGGUCUAAGAGUCAGAAAGAAAGACCAAGGCACCGCCAACGAGAUAAGAGUGGCGAGAUGGUUUUUGGAGCUGGGACAGAACCAAAACCCAUGGAUAUGAAGGCUGCUGGUUAUGACAACCCAAGGCACCGCCAACGAGAUCAGAGUGGCGAGGUAGUUUUUGGAGCUGGGACAGAACCAAAACCCAUGGAUAUGAAGGCUGCAGGUUAUGACAAUCCGAAGUUUGAAAAUUACAAUAUCAGGAGCAGGUAUGGACCUGAUAGCUCGUACCGCUUUUGAUCAAACUGUGACCUAGUGAUUGCUGCCUUCAAAUUUCAGCUAGUUUUUGCCUAUCUUGAAUGUGCAUCCUGUAUUUCAUUUUGAACUAGUCUGUAACCGAAGAUGUGUUUUAAAGAGAAAAAUACAGAUGGCUUAGCUGAGACUCAA